AUGCAUCUGUGCGCUACUAUUACGGCCGCGCUCCUGGCCGUCCCGGCAGUGCAAGCAAACCUUAACCAGCUGGCUCAAGCUGCUGGGAAAUUGUAUUUCGGCUCAGCCACAGACAAUUCUGAGCUGUCUGACUCCGCAUACGUCGCUAUUCUGUCAAACAAGAAUGAAUUCGGGCAAAUAACACCGGGAAAUACUCAAAAAUGGCAAUACACGGAACCCACACAAAACACGUACAGCUACACCCAGGGAGAUGUCGUCACAAACUUUGCGGCGACUAACGGGCAGAUGCUGCGGUGCCACACACUCAUCUGGCACAGCCAGCUCCCAAGUUGGGUGUCCUCCGGCACCUGGACAAACAGCACUCUCGCCGCCGCCAUUCAGGCACACAUCGCCAGCGAGGUCGGCCACUACAAGGGCAAAUGCUAUGCCUGGGACGUCGUGAACGAGGCCCUCAACGAUGAUGGAACCUACCGGACGAGUGUCUUCUAUAACACCAUGGGGACCUCCUAUCUCCCAGUGGCCUUUGCUGCCGCUGCCGCAGCGGACCCGGCUGCCAAGCUCUACUACAAUGAUUACAAUAUUGAAUCCUCAGGGGCAAAGUCUACGGCGGCAGUAAAUCUGAUCAAGACCAUCCAGGCCGCGGGAGCAAAGAUAGACGGGGUCGGCCUCCAGGGCCACUUCAUCGUCGGCUCCACGCCCAGCGCAUCCGCCCUCACCAGCCAGCUCAACACCUACGUCGCCCUCGGCCUCGAGGUGGCAUACACCGAGGUCGACGUCCGGUUUUCCAGCCUCCCGUCGACGGCAGCCGGACUCGCGCAGCAGGCCACGGACUACGGAUCCGUCGUCAGUGCGUGUCUCGCCGUGGGCAAGUGCGUAGGAAUCACAGUUUGGGACUUUGACGACAAGUACAGCUGGAUCCCGAGCACGUUCUCCGGGCAGGGCGAUGCGUGCCUGUACUGGUCGAACCUCACCACCAAGCCUGCGUACGACAACGUGAAGAAGCUCCUGGCGGCUGCGGCGGGGACGCCGUUGCCGACGAGCACGGCAACCACGCUGUCUAGUAGCACUACGAGGGUGUCGACGACCACGACGAGCUCAUCUGCCUUGGCCACUGGUACCAAUGUAGCGACGCAUUGGAGUCAGUGUGGUGGUUCCGGCUGGACUGGUGCGACGGUCUGCGCAUCGCCGUACACUUGCACUGUUGUGAACCCUUACUAUUCUCAAUGCCUGUAA
Molecule: messenger RNA, 1233 nt
Organism: Diaporthe citri
Lineage: Eukaryota; Fungi; Ascomycota; Sordariomycetes; Diaporthales; Diaporthaceae
Exons: 4
Coding region: 1-1233 (410 amino acids)
Biological process (GO): carbohydrate metabolic process
Cellular component (GO): extracellular region
Molecular function (GO): cellulose binding; hydrolase activity, hydrolyzing O-glycosyl compounds
Source: RefSeq, a predicted model, not a curated record